This is a messenger RNA of Macadamia integrifolia, 1594 nucleotides long. Its product is annotated as pentatricopeptide repeat-containing protein At4g26680, mitochondrial-like. NCBI's taxonomy places the organism in Eukaryota, Viridiplantae, Streptophyta, Magnoliopsida, Proteales, Proteaceae. The record is from RefSeq and is a predicted model, not a curated record. The transcript is spliced from 2 exons. Bases 479 to 916 code for a protein of 145 amino acids. Gene Ontology annotation, molecular function: protein binding.
AGAGAGAGAGAGAGAGAACGGUAGGUCUCUCAGGGAGUCUUGUGACAUGACCCCCUGCCUCUUAUGUGCUCUUUGAUGGGUACCAAUAUGAAUUACCAUUGGAUGCGUAAGGAAGAACAGUGGUGCCUAAAUGCCCAUGUUUUCUUACGGAUUUUCAUAGCUUCACUAGGGGUGUUACCGUCAUUUUGCGAGUCCCUGAGCACCACCAGUCAAACGAAGUCUUGGUUUGAUCAAGCUUCUUUCGGAAAGCAAAUUGGAGCUUUCAAGGUUUGUCGUUGAACCGAUCUGUACUCUCUAAGCUCUGUUCUCAGGUAAACUCCUUCUUCUUAGUGAUGUAACCUAAUUUGUUUUCCCUGCUCACAAACCCUAAUUGAAAGGGGAAGUGAUCAUUCGCCAUAAUCGAGAGAAACUCAACCCUGAAGCCCUAAUUUUGCUGGAGGAAGCAUUCAUCCGUUGCACCGAUUGUCGCCGUCUAUGUAUGUCCACAACUUUUCAUGGUUUAGGACUUUGCAAGGAUGGAAAGACCAAGAGAGCUGCAUAUAUGGUUAAAGAACUUGGGAAGGAGAACUUGGUUCAAGAUGCCUCGACCUAUUCUGCCCUUAUUAGAGGCCAGUGUAUGAGACGGAACUCAGGGCGUGCUUUUCAACUAUAUAAAAGCAUGAAAAGGAGCGGCUAUCAACCAAAUGCUGGUACUUUUAAUAUGCUUAUUAGUACUUUCUGCAAGAAUGAGGAUUUUGAUGGGGCAACCCAAGUCUUGAGAGAGAUGUUGGACAGGUGCAUGGCUCCUGAUUCAGGUCUUCUAGGUGAGAUUUGUGAAGGACUCUGUAAGUGUAGAAAAGUUGAAGUAGCCACAAAGCUCUGCAAUGAUAUAGAGGAAAAACACUUAAUGCCAGAGGGUUUCAAUAGAGCUGAAUAAAUUAUUGAUGAACCGGAAAUUGGUUUAGUGGUUCAAACUUGAACCGGCGAAGCACUACAACUUAAGAUAGGGGAUGAUGAAAUCAGCUAGCGCUGGAGCACAACAGCCUGAGGAUUGAUACAAAUACAACAGCACCUUGGAGUUUUAGAAGUUGGAAGUCUAUUUCAGCAUGAUUGUCUCGGAUAUAGAGUUACUAAAGAGUAUUUUCUGAGUGGGACUGCAACUAUGGUGAAGAGGAAUGAUGAGGUGGCAGCAGGUUUCAAGGUUCAUCAGGCCAGCAAGUGGUGUCUUGUAUUGAAUCUUGUAUGAGUGGACAAUGAUGUCAUCAAGCAUUAUGGAGUUCACAAUUUCAGAAGCUGGAGCUCUUUAGAGUACAUGGAUAGAAGUAUGCCUUAGUAAGUUUUGAAGGAGUUGGGACUCUUGUAAGUUGUAAAUAUGGAUAGCAGCAAUACUUAUUUAUCCUCUUCAGCCGAUUAAUAAUGUAGUGCCCUAAUCUCUAGUAUAAUAUGGAUAGCAGCAAUACUUAUUUAUCCUCUUCAGCCGAUUAAUAAUGUAGUGCCCUAAUCUCUAGUAUAAGUGUCCUAAUAAAACUUUUCUUAUGUAUAAGUGUCCUAAUCUCUAGUAUUUUGAUCAAAGUUCAAUUUUUGAAUACCUAUUUCUGGGAGAUUCUUGCUUUCA